Messenger RNA from Ylistrum balloti, 2318 nucleotides. RefSeq lists its product as uncharacterized. The record is from RefSeq and is a predicted model, not a curated record. NCBI's taxonomy places the organism in Eukaryota, Metazoa, Mollusca, Bivalvia, Pectinida, Pectinidae. Gene Ontology annotation, biological process: positive regulation of transcription by RNA polymerase II. The transcript is spliced from 7 exons. Bases 111 to 2120 code for a protein of 669 amino acids. Gene Ontology annotation, molecular function: RNA polymerase II cis-regulatory region sequence-specific DNA binding; DNA-binding transcription activator activity, RNA polymerase II-specific.
UUACGUUUUGUACAUAGAAACAUUGUAAGAUAAUGUCUUGAAGCACACGAGCAGAAAACGUCUUCAGAAACGAAAGACAAAGUCACAAAGUGAAUAGCUGAAACAUUUCAAUGAGGAUGAGGGAGGUGUUAAAGCCACUUCCUGAUGAUAAUAUACUGACGGUGACAUGUGGAAACCUGGUUGGAAGUCUUCACAGAGACAAGUUUUUCUGUCCAGGUAUACACCGCGAAUGUAUCGAGAUCAACGGCAUGUUUGUCACCCCAAAACGAUUCUCAGUGAUGGGAGAAAAGGCAAGAUUAAAGGAUUGGAAAAAUGCUGUGCGACUCAAUGGAUUCCAGUUAAGGAAGUACAUUGAUUCUGGUAUCCUGAAGUUCAGUAACCAUGAAAGCAUGUGUACAGGGCGUUGUAUUGCAAGGGCACCUGGGGCCAGGUCGGGACCAGCAGCAGAUACCCUAUUGCCACCUGACUCCAAGCCUGGUCUUCCACGUCCACUGGGUAUGUUCACCACAUUAUCAGGGAAUAACAUAAUGAAGAUAGAAAAAGUCCGAACAGAUGACCAGUGGUCAAACGGUGAAAUGGAGGAAGAUGUGAAACCAGAUGUCAAUCAACUACAGCUACAGAUGCUCCAGGCCCAGAAUUUGUCAGUCAGCAAGGCCAAUGCAUAUGCACAGUCCAGUCCCUCAUCAAGGAUAGCAAAGACUAUGGUACCACACAUUUACCCCACACACAUAACUCCAGCCAUUCCCAUGGUACCUCCAGAUGAGGGAACAGAGGACAUCACAGAGGAAGAUUGUGAAGACCGUCUGCUCUGGAAGGGGAUUGUAGAGCUUGGUCUUGUUGAUGAAUUCUUCAGAGAAAUAAAGGCAUCACUGGACGUGCUGAAAAAUGGAAUGAUCAAACGGCAGGUGCCUUUAGCAGACUCUCGGAAAAUCUCGGUGAUUGUAAAACAAUUAGGUUUAAUGCAGAAACUGAAGUAUAAACUGGAGGCACAUCAAACAGAUAUGGAACGUCAAAGACAGAAACUUGAUCGGGAGAUGGAAGAGUUACAGAGAAAGGUACGAGAAUUUGAAGCAAAAAAAGCGCUACUGAAAAGGAAGUCUGAGUGUUUUGAGCAGUUACUGGAUAUUACAGCUCCAAAGACAGAAUCAGUUUGGGGAGAAGGAUCAGGUUCUCCAUCUGAGUAUCGAUCUCCAUCUACAUAUAAAAGAGCUGGUAUCAGUCAGACUGAAAAUGAACCUGGACAACUGAGUGUGGUGUUUCCUCCACAGCAGAUGUCCUCUGUACUCAACACAGACAUCACAAAUAUGUCUGCAAAUACUGUUUUAGCAGAGGAGUCUGCCACUGAGGACAGCGGCACUCACUUCAUAGUCAACAUCAAUGAGUCUGCUACAUCAGCCAAUAGUUAUCCAGAAGAUCUCUCUAAAUCUGCCUCACAAAGUGCAGUGCCUAGUAAUACCGACACGGCCAUGGAUUAUAUCAUUACGUCUGCAGAGGACCUGUCAAAGUCGGCUAUAUCUGGUGAGUCAGCAGAGGCCGCAAAUGGAGAAAGCGAGAAGACAAAGUACGCAGUAAUGAAAGAACCUUCCACUGACGUGCAAGGGGAUGGUGACCCAAAUGAUGAGGCAAAAUUCACAGGCAUUAAGCUGAAAGUCCGCAGAGGACGUAAACGCAAACCAAGGGAAAUCCCAAGAACAGAUCCUUCAGAAGAAUAUGUCAUUAAGAUGGAACAAGCAAUGACAGAGGAAGGAGAAACAGCUCUGAAUUGUGUGACAGGGUCCAAUGAUUCUGUUUGUGAUUAUUCUAAUGAUUAUGAGGAAGGCAAUAGUACAGACAUUGCAAAAGACAUAGAACCAGAAAAAUCAGGAAACAUUGAAGGCAAGACUGAUCCAGGGUCACAGGAAGAGGACACGUCCACUCUUCAUGAGGAACAGAAGAUCUCUGAGGGAGACGGGGAGGAUUUGACAAACGGGACCAGUGUUAGACAAGACAAUGAACAAAUCACCCAAAGCCCAUGCAAAAUCAGUUUUGAUUUCACUGGUAUCAAAGUGAGUCGUAGAGGGAGAAAAAGGAAAUCCAGAGAGUACACAACAGAGGAAUCAGAAAGACUAGUUACGUCAUAAUACCUUGUGAGGUCCAAGAACAGGAAAUCACUGCUGGACACAAUCCUUUGGUCUGAUGAUAAGACAGCACGCUGGUCCUGUCCAAAGCUAAGCUGAUUAGACCAGAUAACUUGAAUGUUGAAUUAAACAAGCCUCACAAAAUUUUCACAGUGACGUAAAAUUGUGAAAGUGUCUUAAAUGUUUCAAGACCCUCUCAGA